GUCCACACAGGAAGAACCGGACUCAGAAGGUCCGGUCCACACAGGAAGAACCGGACUCAGAGCUUCCUACCUGCAGAAACCCGUCAGCAUGUCCUGCUGCGACCCGCUCGGUCUGUGCCAGUACCAGACCAACAAGCUGGUCCGGAUCCGGAGCGUCCGGCUCGGUUCUCUGAAGUGGAGCCUGAACGGAGCCAUCCUGCUCUUCAUUUGUAUUGUGAUGCUGUGGAACAAGAACUACCAGCAGUUCGACCUUGUGGUGAGCUCCGUCACCACCAAGGUGAAGGGCGUCGCUCAGACCCGCAUACCCGGGCUCGGAGAGGCGGUCUGGGAUGAGGUGGACUACAGCGGGUCCUCGCAGGACAAGAACUCCUUCUUUGUGGUGACAAAUGUCAUUGUAACAAAAAACCAGAAGCAAGGAAAAUGUCCAGAGAAUCCCUCUAAAGGCAGACUGUGCCAGACUGAUAAGGACUGUGAACCAGGAGCCUGGGACCAGCAGAGUCAUGGGAUUCAGACCGGCUCGUGUGUGAAGUUUGACGUGAUGAAGAAAACCUGUGAAGUUUCUGCGUGGUGCCCGGUAGAAACAAGGACAACUCCUCCGAGGCCUGCUCUGCUGGCAGCAGCUGAGAAUUUCACCGUCCUCAUCAAGAACAACAUCAGAUUUCCUGCCUUCAACUUCAUCCGACGGAACAUCCUCCCACAGAUGGACGGCUCCUACCUGAGGAGCUGCAGCCGAGGAAACGACUCGCUGUGUCCCAUCUUCAGACUCGGAGACAUGGUUCGAGAGGCCGGGGAGACGUUUGCAGACCUGGCAGUGGAGGGGGGUGUCAUCGGCAUACAGAUCAAAUGGGACUGCAACCUGGACCCGCUCAUGCAGCGCUGCCUCCCCAGGUACUCCUUCAGGCGUCUGGAUGAGAGGGAGAGCAACAAGACGUUGCACCCCGGCCUCAACUUCAGGUUCGCAAAGUACAGCUCGGUGAACGGAGUGGAGGAGCGCACGCUGUACAAAGCCUUUGGGAUCAGGUUUGACGUCAUGGUGUUCGGACAGGCAGGAAAGUUCAGCUUCAUUCAGCUCAUCAUCUACGUCGGCUCAACGCUGUCGUACUACGCUCUGACUACAGUGUUCCUGGAUUGGCUGAUUGAAACCAGCUGUUACGCUGCAGAGGUCGGACAGAACUACUCUGAGAGGAAAGUGGAGUCGGUCCAGGACCAGCAGCAGUGCGUCCUGUGUGUGUCCUACGUUGAUGAGAAGAAGCUCCGUCUGGUCAAGAGAUCUCGCAAAAAAAGUCUACAGGACAUCAAACCCAUGUCUGUCCAGCCAUGCAAGGAGGACUCAGGACACCUGAGAGCCAUCCUGUGUCUCCUGCAGCUGGAUGUCGGUGUGGACCGCGGUGCUCAGCCUCCCCUCGUCUGUAAUCAGGACCAGAACCUGAAACGUGGCCGUCCUGCGUGGUGUAAAUGCGACUGCUGCUCUGCCUCCUCCCUCCCGCAGGAGGAGCUGUGCUGCAGGCGGAGCGAGGGCGUCUGCAUCACCUCCUCUCCUCUCUUCCAGCAGCUGGUGUUGCGCCGCUCGCUGCUGGAGGCCGUCCUCCUCUACCGGGACCCUUUGGGUCCUCCGGCGGGUGGGGUUCAGACCGCCGCCCUGCGUCACUGCGCCUACAGGCUGUACAUCAGCUGGAGGUUUGGGGUCCCGCCUGCUGACACACACCCAGUCAUCCCCAGCUGCAGCGUUUGGAGGAUCAGGAAGGACUAUCCAAACCCGGGCGGAGAGUACAGCGGGUUCACACCCACCAGGGUGGUCCACAGCACCGGUGAUAUUUGAAAGAAGAGCACAGGAACACCCUCACUGCCUGACAUAUUAACAAUCAUAAGAAAACAAGAAAUGCAUCAACUCUGCUCAGCUUGGUGUAAAAUGAGAAUUUAUGUUUUAUUAGAUGACAUCAAGAGGGUGAAAACUUUACUAACCCAAUAAAACCAGUUCACUGUCUAA
Molecule: messenger RNA, 1987 nt
Organism: Austrofundulus limnaeus
Lineage: Eukaryota; Metazoa; Chordata; Actinopteri; Cyprinodontiformes; Rivulidae
Gene: p2rx7
Product: purinergic receptor P2X, ligand-gated ion channel, 7
Exons: 13
Coding region: 89-1819 (576 amino acids)
Biological process (GO): calcium ion transmembrane transport; cell surface receptor signaling pathway; response to ATP
Cellular component (GO): plasma membrane
Molecular function (GO): ATP binding; purinergic nucleotide receptor activity; extracellularly ATP-gated monoatomic cation channel activity
Source: RefSeq, a predicted model, not a curated record